CGUUUUUGACUAUACAUGUGUUUGCAUCCCUGUUUGCUGAUCCCCGUAAAUUAAAGUUAGUUGCACCAGUAAAACCAAUUAAAAAGUUAGUCUGGAACCAUUGGAAAAUUAUGAACAACCAGCACUUCAUAAUUAAUAAUACUGCUAUGUAGACUAUAUGAUGGGAAUCUUUCCUAAUAUUUAUUAGUUUUAUAUAGUGUAAACUGAAAUAUUAUACUUUGUUUUACAGAGAAGGCAUGAGACACAUAUGGAGAAAUACUCCAAACUGACUUCAACAGCCUGCAAGAGGCCAUCGGAUGGUGGAACAGGCUUCAAGGGGAAGCAAAUUAAGCUGUUGGAGACCAAGCAGGUGUCUCAGAAGACGGUUGAUCAGGCUAUCCUCCGCUUCAUCGUUCAAGGUCUCCAGCCCUUCUCCCUGGUUGAGAAACCAUCCUUUCAAGACCUUAUUGUAGAAUUGCAACCGAGAAGUGCUGUCAUGUCCCGCACAACUGUGCGGCGUAAGAUUGAUUCAGCUACAUCUAAAAUGAAAGAAAGUCUCAAGAACGUAAUGAAAGAGGUACCAUACAUUGCCACCACUACUGAUUGUUGGACGGCCAGGAGAAGAAGCUUUAUAGGUGUAACAGCCCACUGGCUCGAUCCUUGCAGUUUUGAACGCCGUUCAGCUGCCCUUGCUUGCCGUCAACUAAGAGGCUCCCACACAUUCGAUGCCUUGGCAGCUGUUUUGACCGACAUUCAUGCCGAGUAUGAAAUAAGUCUAAAGGUUGUUAGAACUACAACAGACAACGGGUCGAAUUUCGUCAAAGCGUUCCGUGUCUUUGGUCAGCAGGACGAAAAUAACAAUGAAGAGUUAGUUGCAGAAGGCACAAUCGAAGAAGUAGGAGAAGAUUGUGAUGCAUCUGAUGGUGAAGAGGAGGUGGAACUCAUUGAUGUGGAAGCCAUUCUGGAGGAAGAUGAUGGGCUUCAGUAUCAGCUGCCGAAACAUCAUCGGUGUGCAUGUCAUUUACUAAAUUUAGUUUCCACAGUCGAUGUUGAUAAGGCUAAUACGACAGAAGCUUACAAGAAAUUGUCCAGAUCAGCCUUUUCUAAGUGUCAGGCACUCUGGAAUAAAGCAUCAAGGUCUCCUCAAAAUGCUGAGCUUAUAGAGGAACACUGUAAGCUUCACUUGGUACAGCCUAAUUCAACUCGAUGGAACUCGUCUUUCAUGGCCGUGGAACGUGUGGUCAGAAUCAUUAAAGACCAAGGACAGGGGUCUGUGAGAACGGUCUGUGCUGCACUCAAUGUUCCAAUGUACAGUCCGGCUGACAUAGCCUUUUCAGGGGAAUAUGUCACCACCAUGAGUCCAGUUGCGAAGUCCUUGAACAUACUACAAGGUGAAGUCAACAUUCAGAUGGGCUGGCUGCUCCCGACAAUCACCACCCUCACAACCAAGCUUGAAAAGUCCAGACCGUCACUCAGAUUUUGCAAGCCACUUGUUGAUGCUCUUCUUGAAGGUUUGAGGAAGCGGUUUGAGAGCAUGAUGUCAGAGCCAGAGCUAAUUGCAGCAGCCAUACUUGUUCCAAGGUUCAAAACCUCCUGGACCAGCAAUGACACAGUCCUACAGCUUGGCCUUAGUUACAUCAAGACACAUCUGCCAGAACAUGAUGAAGGUCUUCGGUCUCCUGAUACCACAGCAUCCUCUUCUGAAGAUGAUGACUUCUUCUCCAAUGUCAAGCCGACACAUUCCAAUGAGAUAAGUCAGCAACUUGAUGGAUACCUAGCCGCUACAGCUGAUGGAGUGAAUACACUGGCCCCCUAUCCAGCUGUGCGUAACCUCUCACUAAAGCUCAACACAGCCCUGCCAGCUUCAGCAGCGUGUGAAAGGCUUUUUAGCAUUGCCGGUUUGCUUUUCACCCCAAGAAGGGGAUCAAUUCAUUCACAGAAUUUUGAGAACCAACUUCUCCUCAAGUUGAACAAGGAGUUCAUGAAAUUUGAUUGAACUGAAGUACAACACACACACACACACACACACACACACACACACACACACACACACACACACACACACACACACACACACACACACACACACACA
This is a messenger RNA of Gadus morhua (Atlantic cod), 2071 nucleotides long. RefSeq lists its product as uncharacterized. The transcript is spliced from 3 exons. The coding region runs from base 248 to 1975 and encodes 575 amino acids. Lineage: Eukaryota; Metazoa; Chordata; Actinopteri; Gadiformes; Gadidae. The record is from RefSeq and is a predicted model, not a curated record.